AUGAUUAAAGAAGAGGACCUUCCCGAUUCUGUGGAUAACAUUGACUACUCGCUUCCACAAUAUUUCAUUGUCAAGAAUGAUGAGAAGAAUCAAAAGAUUUAUGUUCCAAAGCCUAUCAUUGAAUCGGAAUCUGUAUUUUCAAUUGAUUUUCAUCCAAAAUUGGAUUUAAUAACAAUGGGAUUAGUGACUGGAGAAUCAAAAAUCUACAAAUAUUCCAUAGACAUUGAAAAUACAUGUGUAGCUACAUUUAACCAUCAUUCCGAAGCUUGCCGUAAACUCUUCUUCUCUGAUGAUGGCAAACUCAUGUUCUCAUCAGGUUCCGAUAUGAAACUUGCUGUAACCGAUAUCAAAAAAGGAGCCCUCAAAUAUAGCAUUAAGGAUGCUCAUACUUCACCUAUAAACACUCUCAUUGUGAUUGAUGAUGAUCGGAUCGCUACAGGAGAUGAUGAAGGUUGUGUUAGAAUUUGGGAUAUUCGACAACGAAAGGCCAUUAAAGCCUACACUGAACAUGGUGAUUAUAUCAGUUGUUUUGAUUAUGCUCCAGAAACUGGAUUACUUUAUUCAGCCUCUGCCGAUGGUUGCAUUUCAGUGGUAGAUAUGAAAAAGAGUAAACCUAGCGGAUUAGCAGUUACAGAGGGAUUGAAUGAUGAUUUGGUGAGUUUGACCACGAUGCAAAGUGGACAGUUAUUAUAUGCAGCAGGAGCGUCUGGAGUGAUUUAUGAAUUUGAUACUGAUAAAUUGUUCCAGCCAAAGAGAAAUAUCAAAUCAUUGUCAACGUCGAUAUCGAGUAUGAUUCAAGUGAGAGAUGGAAUGCUGACCUAUGCAACGGAUGACGGAGUUAUUUAUUCAUUAGAUACCAAAAAAUCAAAAUUGAGUAAUCGAUUAACAGAUCAAACAAAUGAGCCAAUUAUUGACAUGAGCAUUUCAAGAGAUGCCAAAUAUCUGGCAAAUAAAGAAGAAAAGAAACCAGAAAUUCAAAAGAUGAAAAAGAAAGAGAAGAAAGCAGAAAAAUCCAUGUUGAAUCCUGAAGCAAAAGCCACCAUUGACGAAGCAGAGAAAAAUGUUAAAAAGAGAAAGAAGGCAGGAGGCGUUCAAAGUGCCACCAAAAAGACCAAAGUUUUGAAUCAAGCUCGAAAACAAUUUUUACACGAUCUACUCGUCGAUUAUUAA
Messenger RNA from Naegleria lovaniensis, 1170 nucleotides. RefSeq lists its product as uncharacterized. The transcript is spliced from 3 exons. Bases 1 to 1170 code for a protein of 389 amino acids. Gene Ontology annotation, molecular function: protein binding. Lineage: Eukaryota; Heterolobosea; Eutetramitea; Acrasida; Naegleriidae. The record is from RefSeq and is a predicted model, not a curated record.